Messenger RNA from Condylostylus longicornis, 741 nucleotides. RefSeq names its product dihydroorotase-like. Gene Ontology annotation, cellular component: cytoplasm. Lineage: Eukaryota; Metazoa; Arthropoda; Insecta; Diptera; Dolichopodidae. The record is from RefSeq and is a predicted model, not a curated record. Gene Ontology annotation, biological process: 'de novo' pyrimidine nucleobase biosynthetic process; pyrimidine nucleotide biosynthetic process. Bases 1 to 741 code for a protein of 246 amino acids. The transcript is spliced from 8 exons. Gene Ontology annotation, molecular function: dihydroorotase activity.
AUGAGUGUAACAGCUUCACUCCCAUUGCUUGAUGAUUUUCACGUUCAUCUCCGACAAGAUGAAAUGAUGGAACUUGUUACUCCAACUGUAGUGCAGGGUGGAUGUUGUCGUGCAUUGGUGAUGCCGAACACGAUUCCACCGAUUAAAAGUUGCACCGAAGCACUUCAAUACAAACAAAAACUUCAGAAAUAUAUUGUAUUGGAGCAUGUUUCAUCUAAAGCAGCAGUUGACUUGGUUAAGAAACUUGGGCCUAACGUUGCUGCAACAAUAACAGCCCAUCAUAUCGAAGUUAUUGUUGACGACAUUUUUGAUGAGAACAUUACGCAAUUUAACACUAAACUUCAUCCAAUUAAACACCCACAUCUCUACUGCAAGCCAGUACCCAAGCAUAAAGAGGAUCGGGAUGCAAUUCGUGAGUAUCUUGCUGAUGUAUUCUCGCAACUCGGUUGUCUCAAUCGGCUCGAAGGUUUUGCAUGCGAUUUUGGCGCACGCUUCUUCGGCCUUGAACCCAACGGAUCUCGAUUUCCUGAUCGUCAUCUUCAGAUCUUGAGUGCCCCAUUUAAAGUACCAGAAGAAAUCAAAACAGAGAAGUCGGCUCAGCUUUCAGUAGUUCCAUAUCGAGGGGAAACAAGGAAAGAACAACAACUCCGUCCAGAUAAUUCAACUAGGAAGAAGCCUCGAUCAACAAGCACCUCAGAAGACGAACUUAGCCUGCAUGGUUCGGAUGAACCCUUAGAGUGA